This is a messenger RNA of Acanthopagrus latus (yellowfin seabream), 2646 nucleotides long. RefSeq names its product zinc finger protein 410 (gene znf410). Gene Ontology annotation, molecular function: RNA polymerase II cis-regulatory region sequence-specific DNA binding; DNA-binding transcription factor activity, RNA polymerase II-specific. Bases 294 to 1613 code for a protein of 439 amino acids. Gene Ontology annotation, cellular component: nucleus. NCBI's taxonomy places the organism in Eukaryota, Metazoa, Chordata, Actinopteri, Spariformes, Sparidae. The record is from RefSeq and is a predicted model, not a curated record. Gene Ontology annotation, biological process: regulation of transcription by RNA polymerase II; central nervous system development. The transcript has 12 exons.
AACGCGGAAGUGUCCUAACAUUGUUCCCUCUGAGACACCGUACAACAAACCUGCUGCUGCUCUGUCUUGGGAUAAUUAUCCAGCAGCUCUCAUUUUUUUUAAUUUACACAACUAUUACAAGCGACGCACUUUCAAAAUAGCAAAAGUGAGAGCUGUUAGAUUGACGUCUUGUCCCGUCGUUUGGACCGCAGAUUGUGCGAUGGUUCUGACCCAGAGAUGACCUGCCCCGUCCGCCGAUGACCGACUGACAGUCCCACAUUUAGCAGGUCAAAUUUGAGGCUCCACGCAGGGUGAUGCUUUCUGAUGAGCUUGACUCCAAACCAGAGCUGCUGGUGCAGUUUGUCCAGAACGCGUCCAUCCCCCUGGUCCAGGGUCUGGAGGACUCGGAGUCCAAACACUCCUGCCUGCCUCUGCUGGCCCCGGCUGAGAGCUCCCUGUGCAGCCCGCUGGAGCUCACAGAUGGAGGACUGAGCCAUGAGCAUCAGAGUUCUCCCUCCCUGUCAGAGUUCGGAGGCGUGUCGGAGAGAAACCCGUUGGUGGUCCAGACGCACGCUCAUCCACGGGCCUCACCCAGCCCUCCACCCAUCCUCCAUGACCUGCAGCAGUCCGACAGCACCUCCUACGUCCUGCUGAACCUCGCAAAAGGCAUCACAGCCUCCUCAGAGUCGCUGAUCUUCGCUGCAGAUGGAGCCGGGGAGGACGACGACGAGGGAGUCUCAUCGGGAGACUACGGGAUAGAUGGCAGUGCUCCCUGGUAUCUGCGCGUGCAGGAGCUGGCACACGACAGCCUGAUUGCCGCCACGCGGGCGCAGCUCGCCAGAGACGCCAAGGCCAGCCAGGACGCCAGGGCUGCAAGUGUCAGUAACGGUGACCACACACACGGCCUGACAGCAGACGGGGACAAGCCGCCUCGGACCAGCCGCCCCCUCUCCAAGCAGAUCCUCCGCUGCUCGUUCGAGGGCUGCUGCAGGACGUUCACGUGGCCGGCUCAUCUCAAAUACCACCUCAAAACACACAGGAACGACCGCAUGUUCAGGUGCGGCGCGGAGGGCUGCGGCAAGAGCUUCUACGUGCUCCAGAGGCUGCAGGUUCACAUGAGGACUCACAACGGCGAGAAACCCUUCAUCUGCAAGGAGAAGAACUGCGGCAAGAAGUUCACAACGGCUGGAAACCUGAAGAACCACCGGCGCACACACACAGGAGAGAAGCCUUUUCUGUGCGAAGCAGAUGGUUGUGGGCGAUCCUUUGCAGAGUAUUCCAGCCUCCGAAAACACAUGCUCGUACAUUCUGGUGAGAAGCCGCAUCACUGUGGGAUCUGUGGGAAGACUUUCUCUCAGUCGGGCAGCAGAAACGUCCACAUGAGGAAGCGGCACGGCGAGGAGGGGCUCAGCAGUGAAAGCAGAGAAACAGGAGAGGCUCUGACACACAGCAGCCUCCUGGAGGCAGACGGCGAGAACAUGACAUCCACUGUGGAGCCCAUGAAUCUUCACCACGCCAUGCUGAGAUCACCAGGCUCUGCAGACUCCGUGGUCGUCCUCUCUCAGCCACAUGAACUGGUGACCAUGACGACCGAAGGCCAUGCAUAUGGAGAGGACGUGGUGGCGCUGCUGUAGUCAGCCAGGGAAAAUAUCACACACUGCCUAAUUCAGCGCUACACCGACAGUCACAGUGGACUUACACGUAGACAUCUGUAAAUAAUUUAACCUCUGACUUUCUCCCCCUGUAGAUAUUUGUAAUAAGCGAUCGAUAAUGGUUUUAUUUUGACAAGUGAGAAAAUGGCAAAGUUUGUACAAAACAACCUUUCUUUUUUCCUCAAGUUUUUGAAAGCAAAUACUCCCAAAGAAAUACUGAGACGGGUUUAAAGAGUUUAUGAAAAUAUAAUGGCCGCGCACCGUUACGCGUCGUAUCAUUGUAAACACAAGUCUGGGUUUGAAAUUCAGUUACGAUGUUCACCGAUGAAAAUGAGUCUCACUUGAUAGGAUUGACUGUCACACUGAAAUGAGCUGGGCACAUGUCCAUUAUCCUUGUUACUUAAUCACAUUAAAACCGCUAUAUCACACUGCUGCAUGUUAACUCUGGUCUUGCACAGCAGAACCAGCCUAACGAGCCAGACCGCCCUGUUCAUCAGAGUAAAACACACAAACUAAUCCAACCUAAUUGUUUGCCCAGUGUAGCCCACAGCUGCAUUAACUCGGUGUGUUAUUAGUAACAUCUUUCACUCAAAUGUCAACCUCCAGUGUUCUCUGAGUAAGGCACACAUUGCUCAUUUACAACUCAAUAUAUUAACAUUUGUGAAAAAUAGCUUUUUUUAAAAAAACAAAACAAAACAAAAUUACAGAAUUACUCAUGAGGUUGAGUCUGCCAUUAUGAAACAAACAGCAGCUGUCUAGGGACAUUAGAUAAGGUGGUGCACACUCUGCUUUCGUGUUUUGUCUUUGAGCACCGCCUGAAUCAGCAGCGUUUGUUCCUCCCGUCUCCUCAGUGGAUCUUCAGGUUGUGGAAGUGGUCCAACGUGGCGCCCAAAGCCCAGCUUGACUCCACGUUGUUCACUUUCUUGGUCAACUAGGAGCGAGAAAAAGAAAAAAGACCCAACACCAAAAUCACUCAAAUGCCUUUUGUAUUUAUUGAAAUAAAAAAGUAACAGAA